GUUCAGUCGGUUUCAGUUCUGUUAGAGAGAAGCAGCAAUUACACGUUCACAAGACGUUGAACGCGAAGACACAAAAAAUUAUAGAGCCAAAGCAAGCAGCAUUAUGUCGAACUUGAAGCGUUUCGAUGAUGAAGAGCGUGAGUCCAAAUAUGGACGUGUCUUCGCUGUCUCGGGUCCUGUCGUCACCGCUGAGGCCAUGUCUGGCUCUGCUAUGUACGAGUUGGUCCGUGUCGGUUACUAUGAGCUAGUGGGUGAAAUCAUUCGUCUGGAAGGUGACAUGGCCACCAUUCAGGUAUACGAAGAAACUUCCGGUGUCACUGUCGGCGAUCCCGUGUUGCGUACUGGUAAACCUCUAUCCGUUGAAUUGGGUCCCGGUAUUAUGGGCAGCAUUUUUGAUGGUAUCCAGCGUCCAUUGAAGGACAUUAACGAGCUCACCAACUCCAUCUACAUCCCCAAGGGUGUGAAUGUGCCAAGUUUGUCCCGUGUUGCCAGCUGGGAAUUCAAUCCCUUGAACGUUAAAGUUGGCUCUCACAUCACCGGAGGUGAUCUGUACGGUUUGGUGCAUGAGAACACUUUGGUUAAGCACAAAAUGAUCGUGAAUCCCCGUGCCAAGGGUACUGUGCGUUAUAUUGCCCCAUCCGGCAACUACAAAGUCGAUGAUGUUGUGCUGGAAACAGAAUUCGAUGGUGAGAUCACCAAGCACACUAUGUUGCAAGUGUGGCCUGUGCGUCAACCCCGUCCCGUCACCGAGAAAUUGCCCGCCAAUCAUCCCCUGUUGACCGGUCAGCGUGUCUUGGAUUCCCUCUUCCCUUGUGUCCAGGGUGGUACCACUGCCAUUCCCGGUGCCUUCGGUUGCGGCAAGACUGUGAUCUCACAGGCUCUGUCCAAGUACUCCAAUUCUGAUGUUAUUAUCUAUGUUGGUUGUGGUGAGCGUGGUAACGAGAUGUCUGAAGUAUUGCGUGAUUUCCCCGAAUUGUCUGUUGAGAUCGAUGGCGUUACCGAAUCUAUUAUGAAGCGUACCGCUCUGGUAGCCAAUACCUCUAACAUGCCUGUGGCUGCUCGUGAGGCUUCCAUUUACACUGGUAUUACCUUGUCCGAAUACUUCCGUGAUAUGGGUUACAACGUAUCUAUGAUGGCUGAUUCCACAUCUCGUUGGGCUGAGGCUUUGCGUGAAAUUUCUGGUCGUUUGGCUGAGAUGCCUGCCGAUUCCGGUUAUCCUGCCUACUUGGGUGCUCGUCUUGCCUCCUUCUACGAGCGUGCCGGUCGUGUCAAGUGUUUGGGUAACCCUGAACGUGAGGGCUCCGUGUCCAUUGUCGGAGCUGUAUCGCCACCUGGUGGUGAUUUCUCUGAUCCCGUCACUUCUGCCACUCUUGGUAUUGUCCAGGUGUUCUGGGGUUUGGACAAGAAAUUGGCCCAGCGCAAACAUUUCCCCUCCAUUAACUGGCUCAUCUCGUACUCCAAGUAUAUGCGUGCUCUAGAUGAUUUCUAUGACAAGAACUUCCCCGAAUUUGUGCCACUGCGUACCAAGGUCAAGGAGAUCCUCCAGGAGGAAGAAGAUCUUUCCGAAAUCGUGCAAUUGGUCGGUAAAGCUUCGCUGGCCGAAACCGAUAAGAUCACUCUGGAGGUCGCCAAGUUGCUGAAGGAUGAUUUCUUGCAACAGAACUCCUACUCGUCAUACGAUCGUUUCUGCCCCUUCUACAAGACCGUCGGCAUGCUGAAGAACAUUAUCGAUUUCUACGAUCUGGCCCGUCACUCUGUGGAAUCCACAGCUCAAUCUGAGAACAAGAUCACCUGGAAUGUCAUUCGUGAGGCUAUGGGCAACAUUAUGUACCAGCUGUCGUCCAUGAAAUUCAAGGACCCCGUCAAGGAUGGUGAGGCCAAGAUCAAGGCUGACUUUGAGCAGUUGCACGAAGAUUUGCAGCAAGCCUUCAGAAAUCUGGAGGACUAGAUCGCAUUUGGUCUUACGUUUACAAUCUAAUCUUAUAUUUGUUAUUUAGUUAACUUUUACAAAAACAAGAAAAAAAGCAAAAAGAAAGUCAACAAAAAUGUGCGUACAGUUCCGUCAAAAAAACAAAAAUCAAAACUCCGUGCAAUUCAUAUUUGUUCAACAUUCCUGGAAACAUUCCGGCCUGCGGUUGAUACUUUUUUUAUUCAAACAAUAUUUUGCCAACGACAACUAACUAAAGUCCUUCCAUAAUGUACUUUUCGCUUGCCCCCAACUUUGGAAGGGGCCAAGCCAGCGCACAAAAGACACCUUCACCCACAAAAGGCAAAGGACCACCCACAAACACACACAGACUACACACAUACACCCACACAAAUACAAAUGCAUGCAUAAAUAGUAUUAUUGUUUAAUGAAUGAAAA
Messenger RNA from Drosophila willistoni, 2365 nucleotides. Its product is annotated as V-type proton ATPase catalytic subunit A. Gene Ontology annotation, biological process: proton transmembrane transport; ATP metabolic process. The record is from RefSeq and is a predicted model, not a curated record. Bases 104 to 1948 code for a protein of 614 amino acids. Gene Ontology annotation, cellular component: proton-transporting V-type ATPase, V1 domain; lysosomal membrane. Gene Ontology annotation, molecular function: ATP hydrolysis activity; proton-transporting ATPase activity, rotational mechanism; ATP binding. Lineage: Eukaryota; Metazoa; Arthropoda; Insecta; Diptera; Drosophilidae. The transcript has 5 exons.